Molecule: messenger RNA, 6771 nt
Organism: Columba livia (rock pigeon)
Lineage: Eukaryota; Metazoa; Chordata; Aves; Columbiformes; Columbidae
Gene: CAPN5
Product: calpain 5
Exons: 12
Coding region: 290-2980 (896 amino acids)
Biological process (GO): proteolysis
Cellular component (GO): cytoplasm
Molecular function (GO): calcium-dependent cysteine-type endopeptidase activity
Source: RefSeq, a predicted model, not a curated record
CCCGCUUCCCAGUGGGGUUCCCAGUUUACCACACUGGUCCCCAGUCACGGGUGAAGGUCCUGGCCCAGUGCCAGCCACUGCCGCUCCCGCUUCCCAGUGCCAGGCAGUGCCAGUCCCAGUUCCCAGUGACAAUCCCAGUACCCAACGGUGGGAAGCGCCAUUUCCCGGUGCCAGCUAUAGGCCCUGGUGCCAGUUCCCAUUCCCGAUUCUGGGUCCCAGGUCCCGGUGCCAGUUCUCGGUCCUGGUGCUGGUUCCUGUUCCCGAGUCCCAGUGCCAGUUCUCAGUUCUUAUGCCAGUUCCGAUUCCCAUUCGCGGUUCUGGGUCCUGGUUCCCGGUGCCAGCUCCACUGCCCGGUGCUGGUUACCAGGUCUGGGUCCCAGUCUGGUGGCAGUUCCCAUUCCCGGUGCUGGUUCCCAUCCCCGGUUUAAGUCCCUGUUCCCAGGUCCCAGUUCCUAUUCCCAGUGCAGGUUCUCGGUUCCGGUUCCCGGGUCCUGGUGCCAGUUCCCAUUCCCUGGUGCCAGUUUCUGUCCCCAGUUCUAUUCCCAGUGCCAGUUCCCGUUCCCUGGUGCCAGUUUCUGUCCCCAGUUCCUAUUCCCAGUGCCAGUUCCUGUCCCCGGUUCCAGGCCCCAGUGGCCAUUCCCAUUCCUGGUGCCGGUUCCCAUCCCCGGUUUGCGUCCCUGUUGACGGGUGCCAGUUCCUAUUCCCAGUGCCGGUUCCCGUCCCAGGUCCCUGUUACCGGGUCCCAGUUCCUAUUCCCGGUACCCAUUCCCGUUCCCGAGUCCCCGUUUCUAUUCCCGGUGCCGGUUCCCGUCCCCGGUUCGGGUCCCUAUUCCCGGUUCCUAUUCCCGGUGCCCAUUCCCGUUCCCGGGUCCUAUUCCCGGUGCCCAUUCACGUUCCAGGGUCCCGGUUCCUAUUCCUGCUGCCAGUUCCCGUUCCUGGGUCCCGGUUCCUAUUCCCGGUUCCCGUUCCCGGGUCCCGGUGCCGGUCCUCGUCCCCAUCUCCUGGCGCCAGUUCCCGUCCCCGGUUCCGGGUCCCGGUCCCGGUGCGGUCCCCGGCGCGGUCCCAGCGCAGGCGCGGCCGCUGCCCGCCCCGUCGGGGCGGUGCUUGCGGGGAGGCGAAGCGCUGCGGGCAGCGGCCACCGGCAUCGGGCAACAGCACCGGCAGCGGGCAGGGCCGGUGGGAAAGGAUGUUUUCCUCGGUGAAGCCAUAUGAGAACCAGCGCUACGCCUCCCUCAAGAAGGAGUGUCAGAGGCGGAAGCAGCUCUUUGAGGACCCACUUUUCCCUGCCAAUGACGACUCGCUCUUCUACAAGUCAAGGAUCCAGGGCAUCCAGUGGAAGCGACCAAAAGUCAUCCCGGACUGGAAGGAGCAGGAGUGGAACUCUGAGAAACCUGAUAGCUACGUGGGGAUCUUCCACUUCCAGUUCUGGCGUUUCGGUCAGUGGUUGGACGUGGUGAUAGAUGACCGCCUGCCCACACUCCACAACCAGCUCAUCUACUGCCACUCCAACUCCAGGAACGAGUUCUGGUGUGCCUUGGUGGAGAAGGCUUAUGCCAAGUUGUCAGGUUGUUAUGAGGCCCUGGAUGGAGGUAACACAGCUGAUGCCCUGGUAGACUUUACUGGUGGAGUCUCUGAACCUAUCGACCUGACGGAAGGGGACUACAUUGCUGAUGAAGCCAAGCGAAACGUCCUCUUCGAGCGCGUGUUGAAGGUGCACAACCGGGGAGGUCUCAUCAGCUGCUCCAUCAAAGCCAUGUCAGCAGCUGACAUGGAGGCCCGCCUGGCCUGUGGGCUGGUGAAGGGUCACGCGUACGCAGUGACGGACGUGCGGAAGGUCCGCCUGGGCCACGGCCUGCUGUCCUUCUUCAAGUCGGAGAAGCUGGACAUGAUCCGCAUGCGCAACCCGUGGGGCGAGCGGGAGUGGAACGGCCCUUGGAGUGACACCUCUGAGGAGUGGCAGAAAGUGAGUAAAAGUGAGAGAGAGAAGAUGGGGAUGACGGUGGAAGACGAUGGAGAGUUCUGGAUGACCUUUGAAGAUUUCUGCAAAUACUUUACGGACAUCAUCAAGUGUCGUCUCAUCAACACAUCCUACCUGAGCAUCCACAAGACCUGGGAGGAGGCAGUGCUACGUGGGGCAUGGACCAGAAACAGUGACCCCUUGAAGAACCGCUGUGGAGGCUGUAUCAACCACAAGGACACCUUUUUGCAGAACCCCCAAUACGUGUUUGAUGUGAAGAAGACAGAAGAUGAAGUGCUGAUCUCCAUACAGCAGAAGCCAAAAAGGACCAGUCGCAAAGAAGGCAAAGGAGAGAACUUGGCCAUAGGCUUUGAUAUCCAUAAGGUGGAGCUGAACAGGAACUACCGGAUGCACACCCUGCAGCAGAAGGUGGCCAGCUCCAUCUACAUCAACUCCCGCAGCGUCUUCCUGAGGACGGACCUGAAGGAAGGCCGCUAUGUCAUCAUCCCCACCACUUUUGACCCCGGUCAUGUAGGAGAAUUCCUUCUCAGGGUUUUCACGGAUGUGCCUUCAGAUUGCCGAGAGCUAACGCUGGAUGAGCCACCACACACCUGUUGGAGUGGGAUGUGUGGUUACCCACAAGUGGUGUCCCAGAUCCACGUCCUCGCUGCAGCUGGGCUCAAGAAUCAGGACUCCCAAGGAGGAGCUGACCCUUAUGUGAUCAUAAAGUGUGAAGGGCAAAAGGUCCGAUCUCCAGUGAAAAAGAACACAGUGUCUCCAGAAUUUGACAUAAAAGGACUCUUCUACCGCAAGAAGCCAGGACAACCCAUCAUUGUUCAGAUCUGGAACCACAACUUAAUAAGUGACGAGUUCUUGGGCCAAGUGGUGCUCAAGGGGGAUCCCAGUGACCGGCAGUCAGUGCACACCCUGCACCUCCAGGACAAGGGCAACAGGAGAUCGAACGACCUCCCUGGAACCAUCGCUCUGAGGCUGCUCAGCAGUAACACCCUCACCAACGUCUAAGUACUCAAGGACUCUUCUUCUGGUGCCACAUAUGUGUAUAUAUACAUGCACACAUACAUACAUAUACAUAGAUACACACACAGCGCCUACCUACCAUCCACAAAGCGUAUAGGAACCACGCAUGCAUUCCACUCAAAGGAGCCAAUCUUGUGUGUUCAAUGUUAAAAAAAUUUGGUGCCUUUUUGGGGAACCGCAACGAUCCUUCCGCUGGCGUCCUCUGCAGCCCCCAUCGCCACCGUGUGCCCCCUGGGAUCGCUGCAGGCACGCCGUGUGUCCUGACAGCCAGAGCACGAUGCUCUGAUGCUGUUUGUUUACAUGGGGGCUGGCACGCAUGUGCCACCAAUGCACGUGUGGCCACCGUGGUCCCACCAGCCACUUCAAUGCAUCUUCGAUGUGUCUGCUUGGAUUUUAGAGUAGCGUGCAUGGAGUCGUCUCCCGCAAAACUGCCAUUUAAUCGCUUCGCUGUGGAGGCACCUCAGCAAAGGAGAAGCGGGAAAAUAGAUUGGGGCCUUUUGGAUGUUUUCUGGGGACAGAUCUGCAUACUGCAACUGGAAGGAGAAUGCACCAAGGCAGUCCCAAAUCCCAAAUCCACGGGGGCAAUGAGACUAAUGGCUCCAUCAUUUUAGGGACAAGCUGUCUUCUGCUGAGUCUUGUUCAACCUCAUGCAGCUCUGAAGGAUACAGAGAUGCCAACAACUGUGGUGGGACAACUGUUCCCUAGGGUCAAGUUCUUGAAUCAGUCUGGACUCAGCUCCUGCGUGUGCCUCUCGAACAGCCGUGGUGCCUGCUGUCCCCAUGUCUUCAUGCAGUCCCCAUCCCGAGAGCUCACCCCUGGAGCUGGGGUGGGUUUUCUGCUGGGGCUGUUCAGUGUGUAGAUCAGAGGACAUCAGUUCCUCUGAAGGCCAAAGCGUCAGGUCCAAGGGAUGGGGAGCUUUGUUCAACCGCUCCAUCUUUACUGCUGCAUACAGUGCACCAUUUCUCAGUGCCUCGCUUUCCCAAAUUCUAUUAAAAAAAAUACUAGGAUUUUAGCUUGUGCUAGAGGAGAGAAGAUGAGCACAGCUCCCAGUGCAGCCUGAAAAUGCUGGGAAUAUUUAAUUCAUACCAAUGACCAUCUCUCGGUGUUAAUUUUCAGUCUCCUGGCCUGGAGGAUGAAUUGCACAGUGCUGGAGCCAGACUCACAAGCACAACCCAAAUGCAUCCUCAGGGCCAUGUCCAGGGCUGUGAUCUGCUCCCGUUUGCCACCAAGACAGGGUUUAUCUCCCUCACUCCACUGGAUGGCAGAAUCCAGCUUCUUAUAAACCAUCCUAGAUAAACCAAACAACAAACCCUUGUCUGGCCUCUCAGCAGCGUAUCAGGGCAGGUUUUAAAACAUUUUUUAUUCUGCUGUUGUUUAGGUUGGGGUUUUUGUUUGUUGUUUUGCUGUGGUUGGUUUGUUUGUUUCUUUGUUUUUAAAUUCAUGUGCCUUUAAAAAUUGUGCAGGUGAAGGGAUUUUUCUGUCAGGUUUUCUAAUAAGCAAACCUUUUGCAGUUGUCUGCAUUUGAGUGGAAAUGAAUACAUGUGAUGUCAUCUUGGUAAAUUUUGACCUGAGCAGUGUCCUCUGCUUUCAAGGACAAGUGAAGGGGAAAAACUUAUUUUGCCAUAGCAAGUAGGGUUUCUGCUUGCCAUACUAAAUGCUCACACUUGUGCUGCAAGUCUGUAUUAUUUUUUGAAGUCUCUAAAGAUCUGCUGAAUCUAUAAUGUGGUAAGAUGUUCCUCAAAGUCACUUAAGCUGCCAGCUCAAUUCCUGGUACAUCCAGAAGCGUAAGGUACAACUUCAUCAAUUUUUGCAGGCUGUUGUUCCCCUUUCAUCACAGAAUCACAGAAUCACAGAAUGUCAGGGAUUGGAAGGGACCUGGAAAGCUCAUCCAGUCCAGUCCCCCCGCCGGAGCAGGAACACCCAGAUGAGGUUACACAGGAAGGUGUCCAGGUGGGUUGGAAUGUCUGCAGAGAAGGAGACUCCACAACCUCCCUGGGCAGCCUGGGCCAGGCUCUGCCACCCUCACCAUGAAGAAGUUUCUUCCCAAAUAUAAGUGGAACCUCUUGUGUUCCAGUUUGAACCCAUUGCCCCUUGUCCUGUCAUUGGUUGUCACCGAGAAGAGCCUGGCUCCAUCCUCCUGACACUCACCCUUUACAUAUUGAUAAACAUUAAUGAGGUCACCCCUCAGUCUCCUCUUCUCCAGCUCCAGAGCCCCAGCUCCCUCAGCCUUUCCUCACACGGGAGAUGCUCCACUCCCUUCAGCAUCUUUGUUGCCCUGCGCUGGACUCUCUCCAGCAGUUCCCUGUCCUGCUGGAACUGAGGGGCCACAACUGGACACAAUAUUCCAGGUGUGGUCUCACCAGGGCAGAGCAGAGGGGCAGGAGAACCUCUCUGACCUACUGACCACCCCCCUUCUAACCCACCCCAGGUACCAUUGGCCUUCCUGGCCACAAGCGCCCAGUGCUGGCUCAUGGUCAUCCUGCUGUCCCCAGGACCCUUUCCCCUACACUGCUCUUUAAUAGGUCAUUCCCCAACUUAUUUUCAGAGUUUACCUUAUUGGGGUUUUGGUCAAAUUGCUUAUUUUCUUAGGUCCUGUUUUCCAGAGCUUAGAUUCAAGCAGUAUCUCACAGGAUGCUCUUUCCUGGUCCCAGUUAUUCCUGGCUUGCACUGAGCACCCUCCAGCUCCUGGUGCCAUCACUGGGACUUCGCUUAGUUCAGCAUCUUGCAGAACUGGCUCAAAUUGGCUCCUAGUUUGGCAAAGCAACAUUUCAACCCCAAGAUCAAAGCAAAUCAUUGAAUUUGGGCAGACUGAUUCAGAGAUUAUUUUUUUCUGGUUUUGCUCAUGGGACUCAUCACUAAGUGGGAGCAGCAUUGUGGGGCCGGAAGGCAUGAUUUAUGUCUUAGGUGAAGAUCUCACAAGGUUGUGUUCGGAGUGGUAUGUGAGAGGGACUGUAAAGCCCAAUGAUACCUCACAUGUCAGGGAAAAUAACUCUUUAUUAAGGGAGAACUUCACAGGAACAUCACAGGAGCUUUGAACCAUGCUCGUCAGAUGGGGGUAGCCAGCCUGCCUGCAUUAGCCUUGUUUUCUGGGGAAAUCGGGCUACUGAGAGGUUCAGCAAACAAGCACCGUUUGGCCAGGAUUCCUUCCUACCUACCUACCUAAUUACCUUCCUUCCUACUUGAAAGAAUCAAGCCAUAAUGAGAGGAAAAGCAGCUUUUUAAUAGCUUCUUAAAAAAACAAAAUCAUCAUACUAUAUCAGGACCAAAAUGUCUUAAUAUUGGUAAUAUUUGUCUUAAAAAAAAUACUUUGGAAAAAUUAGAAGCAUUCUUCCCUCUGCAUUUCAAAUGGAACCACAAAAAUUACCUUUGUUCCUUGUUUUGUUUUAUUUUCUUUGUAGAGCAGGUGGGGGAGGGCAGUUACUGAGAUGCCAUUCCUAAUGUUGAUGCCUUUUGUCUUCGAAUGAAGUAAACAGAAAUAUUCAGGGGUUUCUUUGGGGAGGGUAGGUCUGAUAAGCACUUUCCAGUCACCUCCAGGUCAUGUAGGACACACCUCUGAUUUAUUUUCCAUUUCUUUUGUUAAUCAUUUCAAUGGUUGCAAGUAGCACUCUGUGAAAAUCCUUUUCUUUUUGAUGCCUGCAUGGUAAAACAGGCCACAACUUCAUCUCCAAAGGCGGUGAUAUGUCACGCUGCACAAGAUCAGAGAGCGGUCCGAACAGAAAGCCAACGUUGUACAGCUGUAAACCUCCUAUAAAUAAAUUGUGUAUAUUUUAUUCAGA